AUGAGUGGAAAAGAGGGAAACUUGAAUGAAAGAGAUAUUGAAGAUUAUCUUAGUAAGUUAGAAGGCGGUUGGCUCUCAGAAGAUGGACUUGAUGACCAAGAUUCCGACGAUGAAAACCGUGAUGCUGAUGAAGUUAUAAGAGUGUUGCAGGAGGAGAACGAUGAUGAUGAUGAUGAUGAUGUGGAUGAAACUGCUGACAUUGAUCCUCCUCUUGUAGAACCAGAAGAUCAAGAAUCCUCUCACCCAUCAACAUCAUCCAAUUUGCAUUCUUCAUCCAGUUUUCCAUUUGACAAAAGAAGCUUGAUUUGGAAAAAAAGGAAUCUGGUGUAUAUGAUACAGAUAAAAUUACUUUCUUGGGGAGUUCUACUGCUUCAGGCGGUCUAUCACACCUAG
Messenger RNA from Parnassius apollo (apollo), 393 nucleotides. The record is from the annotation of a GenBank genome assembly. Lineage: Eukaryota; Metazoa; Arthropoda; Insecta; Lepidoptera; Papilionidae.